CGUUGACGAUGGCCGAGCAGCCGGCCAACCUGCUUGCCCUCAUCGCCGCCAGCCCCCUCCCCGCUCUCAAUCAUCUCUCUCGAGGAACUGCAACAGCUCAUGAACCAACACAAAUCCAACGCCAGCCUCCAGCAACACCUCAUCCACGUCCUUCACAAAGUCAUCGACACGGUCCCUGCACUCUCCACGGCCCAGACGAAGGCAAUCUCCUCGUUCAUUGGCUGUUGUUUGAAGACGAUGGCCAAACAGGACAACGGUGCGGCGGAUUUGGUGCCUCUGUGCGAUCUGCUCAAGAAGCUGACAAACGACAAUGCCGCCCAGUUCUGCGAGUUCAUCAAUGGUGGGCACAGAUGGGCCAUGGUCUGGUCUGGUCCCUGCAUUUAUUGAUUGAUUGAUGUCUGUGGUUGUGGAUCGAUGGGUCGCUGUGUUGUGCUGCAGAGACGCUACAGGCCGCUCUCGACCGCCGCGCUCUCAAGUUCGCCAUCGGGGUGGUGCGCUAUCUGCUGCGUAAGCUCACCAUGCACACAACCAUCCGUCCAUCCAUUCUCUCUCUGUGUGUGUGUGUGUGUGUGUGGACGAUGGGUCAGUUCACCUGCCCUACGCAGCGCUGCUAGGCGACCUGCUCGACGAGAGUGACGACGACAACCUACUGCUGCCAGUGCUCCGUGCGUCCCUCAAGCACCGUGACCUGUCCACCCUCACCCACGCCCUCCAAGCCACACUCCACUGCGUCAUGCUCUGCCGCAGCUCCCACCGCACCCUGCUCCCACUCGUGCACAACUUCCUCCUCAGCACUUGCCGGGCGUCGCUCACACCGCAGGCCACAGACUUCCAAGGCACGCAAGGCUUCAGAAACGAUACAACCAAGGCAUGGCAUUCAAUGGGGUGCAUGUGUUUGUGUGUGCGUGAUCUAGAGUUGGUGACGUGGGGGCUGUGGCAGGCGUUGUGUGUGUUUCCUCGUGAGGGCUUCGACAUUCCCUCUGGUGGCAUGGAGGGAGACAAGGACAGGCACUUCCCAAACGACCUCCCAGAGACAGCUCUCCGUAAGGCCUGCAGGGUGGGGCGACACACACCACACAGCAAGUGCAAUCUCAUGUUGCCUGUCUAUCCGUGAAUGUGCAGUCGAUUGCAAGUGGUGGUCUGCUCGCAUCGAGCGCAUGGCCGUCAUCCAUCUGUGUCGCUUCAUCUGCGAGUUCUGGGACGAUGCCGCCGACGGACACUCUCCCCUGCACGCACACUACGACCUCGAGGGUGGGUGGGUGGGUGGAGAAUGCAUCAUCCAUGAGGAAGGAGAAAAGAACGAAUCAUCCUUGCAUGACUGUAAGUGUGUUUGUGGUGUGGCUGCGCAGAGCUGUUGAGCAUACUGCUGAAAGUGUUGGCUCGCAACUCGGCUCUUCUUUCCAGGUGCGUGCCUCGUCUCCAAUUAAGAGGAGCCAUCUCAUCUGCUAUGUAAGCUGUCUCUGGCUGUGUCGGUCGAUACCAUGCGUUGUUGCAGUCUGCAGAAGGCUCGUGUGCCGGCCAGGGAGAAGAAACUCGCACAGGCAAAUAUCGAAGGCAUCAACGCACUCUUCAAAACCGGCGUAAGAGGCUGUGUGGCUCACACAGGCAUCCAGUCCCAUGUCCCUCUCUCUUGCUGCGGGCAGGCUGAGCAGGGCCGCAGCAAGGAUCUCGCCAACGCUGUCAUGUAUCAUGUUGUGGACGCCUGCCGCUCUGUCAUCAGCCCCUCACUCAUCAACGACGGCACUCUCGGUCAGUCAGUCAGUCAGUCGGGAAAUUGGAGGGGGGGGCUGCCCAGGGCUUAUAGUGUGUGUAUGUGUGUGUUGGUGUGGACAAUGAUCAGACAUCCGCCGUGUGCAGGUCAAGGACAGCAUCAGCCCUAUCCUGCCGCUCUUGUCCGACGAUCUCAAGGCCCUGUUGGCGGACUGCAUCGUCAACAAUGGCCAGGAGGCGCUCGGUGUGUCGCUCUCCAAGAGACACGUCAAGGAGCUGCUGGAUGCCGACUGACUGACUGACUCAAUCACUGGCUGCGUGUGUGUGGUACCAUCCAUCCAUUCCUUGACGCUAUCUAUCGCAAAGAGAGACUCGUCGUGUCCAGAUCGACCACAAGGCACGUACAUACCCG
Molecule: messenger RNA, 2122 nt
Organism: Vitrella brassicaformis
Lineage: Eukaryota; Vitrellaceae
Source: the annotation of a GenBank genome assembly